CUAUCGUGCUGCUGCAAGUGCCAAGGUUUUUCCUCGAAAAGUGCGGGUGUGUUUACGGAAAUUUCAGCGAAAAGUGCGUGAUUUUCGGGGUUUGUGCAGUGCUAAAUGUGAUUCCUGCGUGAACUUGCAUGCGUGGAAACUGCUGAGAGUGAAUCGCGCCACCGCCACGAUCAGUCGUAAGUGUGCACUCGAGUUUGGUGGACGUGUCGACCUCCAGCCAGUCAGCAGUCAGAGCAGCAGCAGCCACGACCUGGGUGCUUCUUGAAUUUUUGGAAUUUCCGUGAACACACACUGCACUUGUGCAGGAGCUUCAACCAACUACAUCCGGUCCGGGUAGUGCGAGUUCCGGUUUAUUUUGAAACAGAGUCGACCCAAAGUGAGAUAACUCUGUGAACGCAGUGAACUCCGGAGAGGUGCUUCGACCCCAAGAAGACGACGACUACGACAAGUGAAGGAAUCCGAAACAGGAGCAGGAGCUUCCCCUCGGGAACAAGAAGCUGGAUCUUUCUCUCUCUUUAUCACAAGAGUCGUUAACUUGUUGGUGGUGCGAGCGCGCGCGCGAAAAACGAGAAGAACUGUGUGUAGAAUCUGUGUAGUUUGUUGAACGCGCAAUGGUUAUCUCCAAGAUUUGCUGCAUCGGGGCCGGUUACGUGGGGGGUCCCACGUGCAGCGUGAUGGCGCUCAAGUGUCCCGACAUCAAGAUCACCGUCGUCGACCGCAGCGUCGAGCGCAUCGCCCAGUGGAACUCCGACAAGCUGCCCAUCUACGAGCCCGGCCUGGACGAGGUGGUGAAGCAGUGCCGGAACAAGAAUCUCUUCUUCUCGACCGACAUCGAGACGGCGAUCCGGGAGGCGGAGCUGAUCUUCAUCUCGGUCAACACGCCCACCAAAACGUACGGCAAUGGGCGGGGCCGGGCCGCCGACCUCAAGUACGUCGAGGGGUGCGCCCGCAUGAUCGCCGACAUGUCGCAAAACAGCAAGAUCGUGGUCGAGAAGAGUACGGUGCCGGUACGGGCGGCCGAAAGUAUUAUGCACAUCCUGAAGGCGAACCACAAGCCAGGUGUUCGGUACGACAUCUUGUCAAAUCCGGAAUUUCUCGCGGAAGGAACUGCCAUCGAAGAUCUAUUCCAGCCGGAUCGGGUGCUGAUCGGAGGUGAGGAAACACCCGAGGGCAAGGCGGCGAUCGAGAAGCUGUGCUGGGUGUACGAGCACUGGAUUCCGAAGAAGAACAUCCUGAUGACCAACACGUGGAGCUCGGAACUGUCCAAGCUGGCGGCGAACGCGUUCCUUGCGCAGCGCAUUUCUUCCAUCAACUCGCUGUCCGCGGUUUGCGAAGCCACGGGUGCGGACGUAUCCGAGGUGGCCCGUGCCGUCGGUCUCGACUCCCGGAUCGGUCCCAAGUUCCUGCAGGCAUCGGUCGGCUUCGGCGGAAGUUGCUUCCAGAAGGACAUCCUCAACCUGGUGUACAUUUGCGAGGGCCUCAACCUGCCGGAGGUGGCCGCCUACUGGCAGCAGGUCAUCGACAUGAACGAGUACCAGAAGACGCGCUUCUCGCAGAAAAUCAUCGAAUGCCUCUUCAACACGGUCACCGACAAGCGGAUAUCGAUCCUCGGGUUCGCGUUCAAAAAGAACACCGGCGACACGCGCGAAACGCCGGCCAUCACCGUGUGCAAAACCCUGCUCGACGAAGGCGCCCAGCUCAACAUUUACGACCCCAAGGUGGAACCGGAACAGAUCAUGGGCGACCUGACGCACCCGAAGAUUGCCGAGAGUCCCGAGCACGUCAAGAAGGCCGUGCAGAUCUUCUCCGAUCCGUACGACGCCGUCCGGGGAACGCACGCCAUCGUCAUCUGCACCGAGUGGGACGAAUUCACUAGUCUCAACUACGAGCGCAUCUACCAGUCGAUGAUGAAGCCGGCGUACAUCUUCGACGGGCGCAAAAUCCUCCAGCACGAGCGCCUCCAGCAGAUUGGCUUCCACGUGCAAACCAUCGGCAAAAAGCUGAACCGCAACAUCCUGACGCGGUCCUGGGGCAGCAUUCCGCAGCUGUAGAAACGGGCUUACCGGAACAGGUAGAAGGUAAGAAGGAAAAGUUCAUCUCAGCCUCACUUUGUCUCACACGCACAGCAUCAGCAUCAGCAAACAAAAAGUAUAUAUUUAUUGUUUCAAGCAAACCCAGACAGAACAAGCUAUUUAAGAAGCGGAACAAAGUAUUAGAUAUACAAGAACCGGAAACGAUCAAAUAAUGCACGGGUCGGUCAGGUCGGUUUUGUAGACCAAUUCUUACCAAGCUAGGCCCUUGCUGUUUUUCGAGUGAAUUUUGCCAGCAGAUUAAGUUAAGUAGAAAAGAUGUAUCCAGCGAACUUUACACACAGCUUUGCGUGCUAGAUUUCUCCUUAAACACUUCCACUUUCAUCUUUAUACGCAAACAACUUUAGGACGAGUGCCGCAAUACAAUUUACGCACUUUAAAUUUAUCCUUAAUUCUAUAUUUAACUAUUUGCGUACACACAUUUACACUACACAGAACUCAUAAAUGUCAACAUCCUUUACGCAGAUCAAAUGUACGUAUUAUUGCACAUUUACUAGUGUUUAAAAGUAUUCAGUUUAAGAUCCGUAAUAAAACUUUGAAAUUAAGAA
Culex pipiens pallens (northern house mosquito) is the source of this 2638-nucleotide messenger RNA. RefSeq names its product UDP-glucose 6-dehydrogenase (gene sgl). Gene Ontology annotation, molecular function: UDP-glucose 6-dehydrogenase activity; NAD binding. The coding region runs from base 612 to 2051 and encodes 479 amino acids. The record is from RefSeq and is a predicted model, not a curated record. The transcript is spliced from 5 exons. NCBI's taxonomy places the organism in Eukaryota, Metazoa, Arthropoda, Insecta, Diptera, Culicidae. Gene Ontology annotation, cellular component: nucleus; cytosol. Gene Ontology annotation, biological process: polysaccharide biosynthetic process; glycosaminoglycan biosynthetic process.